AUGCUUCACGUUUACACCCUUCUCUCUCUCUUUUCUCUCUCUUUGAACAUUAUUUCUCAGAAAUCUCUCUUUCUCUCGUUCUCUCUCUCUCUCGUUCUCUCUCUUUCUCUCGUUCUCUCUCUUUCUCUCGUUCUCUCUCUCUCUCUCUCUCUCGUUCUCUCUUCUCUCUCUCUCUUUCUCUUUCUCUUGUUCUCUCUCUCUCUCUUCUCUCUCGUCUCUCGUUUCUCUCUCUCUAAGUGUUCUCUCUCUCGUGUUCUCUCUCUCGUGUUCUCUCUCUCGUGUUCUCUCUCUCUCUCUCUCUCUCGUUCUCUCUCUCUCUCUCUGAAAGAAGCUGUAUUAAGCAUCUCUUUCUCUCUCUAUCUCUCUCUCACUUUUUUUUCCCUGUUUCUUUCUCUCUCUCUCUCUCUUAGUGUUUCCCUGAGUCGGGGGGGUUUACCUUCUCUCUUAGAAUGUUUUUUUCUUUCUCUAAUUCUUUCCUUUUAUUUACUCACUAUUAUUUACUUCACUCCCACUCACUCUUACCAUCCACCUAUCUCUAUCUACCUACCUACCUACCUACAAACUUUUCCUCUUUCUUUCUUUCUAACCCCUACCCAUCUAUGCUCCUUUGUUUCCCCCAGCUUUAUACACACGUAG
This is a messenger RNA of Acanthosepion pharaonis, 636 nucleotides long. The record is from the annotation of a GenBank genome assembly. Lineage: Eukaryota; Metazoa; Mollusca; Cephalopoda; Sepiida; Sepiidae.